Messenger RNA from Oryctolagus cuniculus (rabbit), 1801 nucleotides. The record is from RefSeq and is a predicted model, not a curated record. NCBI's taxonomy places the organism in Eukaryota, Metazoa, Chordata, Mammalia, Lagomorpha, Leporidae.
GAGAUGGACCCCGGCCGAGGCAGCUAUGGAGACCAAAGGCUACCACAGUCUCCCUGAAGGUCUAGAUAUGGAAAGACAGUGGGGUCAAGUUUCUCAGACUGUGGAGCAAUCUACCCUGGGAUCUACAGAGAGGACCGAUGAGAGCAGCUACAUGGAGAUUGUCAAUGUGAGCUGUGUUUCCGGUGCUAUUCCAAACAACAGUACUCAAGGAAGCAGCGAAGGAAAACACGAACUACUCCCCUGCCUUCAGCAAGACAGUAAUCGGUCUGGGAUUGUAACAUCUGAUAUUAAAAUUGAGCUGGAGUCCAAGGAACUUUCAGCAACUGUAGCUGAAUCUAUGGGUUUAUACAUGGAUUCCAUAAGGGAUGCUGACUAUACAUAUGAUCCACAGAACCAACAAGGAAGCAUGAAUCCAGCCAAGAUUUAUCAAAAUGUUGAGCAGCUGGUAAAAUUUUACAAAGAAAAUGGCCAUCGCCCUUCCACUCUCGGUAGUGUGAGCAGACCCUUGAGGUCAUUUAUGCCUGAUUCUGGAAGCUCCAUGAAUGGUGGGGUCAUGCGCGCCAUUGUUAAAAGCCCCAUCAUGUGUCAUGAGAAGAGCCCCUCUGUUUGCAGCCCUCUGAACAUGCCAUCUUCGGUCUGCAGCCCUGCUGGCAUCAACUCUGUAUCCUCCACCACAGCCAGCUUUGGAAACUUCCCAGUGCACAGCCCUAUCACCCAGGGAACUCCUCUGACAUGCUCCCCUAACGUGGAAAAUCGAAGCUCCAGGUCGCACAGCCACACAUGCGCUAGCAACGUGGGCUCUCCUCUCUCAAGUCCAUUAAGUAGCAUGAAAUCCCCGAUUUCCAGCCCUCCAAGCCAUUGCAGUGUAAAAUCUCCGGUCUCCAGCCCUAAUAACGUCACUCUGCGAUCCUCCGUGUCUAGCCCUGCAAAUAUCAACAACUCAAGGUGCUCUGUUUCCAGCCCUUCCAACACAAAUAACAGAACCACGCUUUCCAGCCCAACAGCCAGCACUGUGGGAUCUAUCUGUAGCCCUAUAAACAAUGCCUUCAGCUACACUGCUUCUGGCUCCUCUACUGGAUCCAGUGCAAGCUGGGAUGUCGUUCCAAGUCCAGACACACACGAGAAAUGUGCUCAAGAGGUCCCUUUUCCCAAGAAUGAGGAAGUCGACAGUGCCAUGUCCAACGGUGUGUCCGGCCAGCUUAACCUUGUCCAGUACAUAAAACCAGACCCAGAUGGAGCCUUCAGCAGCUCAUGUCUAGGAGGAAAUAGCAAAAUAAAUCCAGAUUCUCCAUUCUCAGUACCGAUCAAGCAAGAAUCAACCAAGCAUUCGUGUUCUGGCACUUCUUUUAAAGGGAAUCCCACAGUAAACCCAUUUCCAUUUAUGGAUGAUAAAGACUAUUACUCUCUAUCAGGAAUUUUAGGACCACCUGUGCCGGGCUUUGAUGGUACCUGUGGAGGCAGCGGAUUCCCCAUGGGGAUUAAACAAGAACCGGAUGACAGCAUCCCUUUGUCUGCCAUAGUUGGUGUGAAUUCAGGUGGACAGUCCUUUCACUACAGGAUUGGUGCUCAAGGUACAAUAUCUUUAUUAUUGGCUAGAGACCAAUCUUUCCAACACUUGAGUUCCUUUCCUCCUGUCAAUAUCUUAGUGGAGUCGUGGAAAUCACAUGGUGACCUGUCAUCUAGAAGAAGUCAUGGAUAUCCGGUCCUAGAAUACAUUCCAGAAAACGUUUCAAGGGAAACCUUCAACAUGAGAACGAGAGCUUGUCUUUGUUAUAAGAAGGAUCAUGAACCCAUUCUGUAG